UGCUUCAGCCACUAGGUGGCAGCACCAACAAGAGGCAAACAACCAGCUAGCGGAAGUGAAAUAACUCUGCAGCGCCAGUAGAGCUGCCUGGUCCUUACAAGAACAGUUUUCAUGGACCAUUUUGUAUCAGAAAGGGAGUUUAAUUUCCCGGUUUGACCGAACGGUGGUCUGGGUAUUUAUUUCUUGAAUGUUGAAGAUACAAAUCGGCCCACUGCGCCCCUAAUGGUUUAAGGCGAAGGUGAAGAAGAAGUGCACGAACAUCUUAGUACACAACUCCUACUUUAACCGCAUAUAAGUGUCGUAUUGGUUCUCGUUUGACUUUGCCAGGAUGGAAGGAGAGGAGCAGCUUAGGUCUUUGCUGUUCCUCAUGACCUACGUGCUGUUGAAACGCAGGAGAGACAUAAACAACGCAAACAUCCAGAGGCGGCAUGAGGUCCAGAGACGGAUCCGACACAGACAGUACUUCUUCCAGAGACAGAGGAAGAUGCUCAUGGUGGUUGUCAGUGGCAAGGGGCACUUCUGGGACGUAUGCGCCAGUUUCCCAGGUGGGACGGAUCCAAGCGACAUCUUACAGAACUCCUCGCUGUGGGCCACAGCUUCAGAGGGUGGGCUGUCACCUGUACCCCCUCCUAUCUUCAUGGGAAAACCAUUAAGGUACAUGCUGCUGGGGGAGGAUUGCUACCCUCUCCAGAGCUGGCUGAUGAAGGCCUAUCCCGAGGAGAGGAGCCGGAGGGCGGGUCACGCCGCGCUGACGGUGUCGCAGCGGCUGUUUAACCGGCAGCUGAGGCGAGCCCUGCGUGUGUCGGAGGCGGCGCUGCUGCGGCUGAGGGCACGCUGGCAGUGCCUGAGCAAAAGGAACGACUGCGGGCUGGACGUGGUACCCACAAUGAUCCUGGCUUGCUGCAUUCUCCACAACAUGUGCGAGUCCCACGGGGAUGCGUCCAGAGCCGAGUGGCAGGAAGAGGUCGCCAAGGCAGAGAGCCCCCAACCCCGCCACAAAGCGCACGCUGCUGCCAGCAUGGACCAAAGUCAUGCUGAGGAGACCAGAGCUCUCUUCUGUGACUUAUUUGAACAGCAAAGUAAAAUGUCUGGAAUCAUAUAAGAUCAAACAACUUGCUGUCCUGUUAAUAUAGUUAUGUCCAGAGUGGAUGUGCUUAUCCAUCACCAGUGUUGAUGCUUGAGCUAACUGUUUACAGCUCAAACUGAAAUGGCUACAGAUGACAAAGCUACUGUUGUAAAUCAAGAAAUGUUUUGUAUGCUCAGUUUGAAUUAGACAAAAGGUUUUUUGUGGGUCUAGGGUCUGAACUGCUGGCAGCUUCAGGUUCGCACCCAGACAUUUUAUACUGCACAGCUGGUCUGUUUUGAGAUGUGGAGAAUGGGGUUUGGUAUCAAUUUAGGCUUUAAUCUAAAAAAAAAAAAAGUCCAGAUGACAGCAUAUGUUGCCCCAAAACCUGUUAAUGUCCCAUUGUGUUUAUUAAAAAGACAUUUUAACCAUGCUCUCUCACUUUGUAAACUUGUGCUGCAGUGCUGUGUAAAGAUUCAAAUUUUAUUCCAAAUCAGAGUCGCUCUCAAAUGUUUUCUUCUGAUUAUUGCUUAUUUAAUUUGCAUGAUUUUCUUACUAACUAAGCCAAUAAUAACAUGAUGAUGGAUACGGGCAAUGGGCAGAUAUGGGGUCAGUUGCAUACGGUUUGAAAUGUGUUUGCAUACUUCCAAACUGUUGUGGGGCAUUUCAACUCUGUAUUUGUUUAAUUCCAAGCUUCCUCUUUAUUUGUAUGAGCUUAAAAGAAGACGCAACACAUUGUAUGCAAUUAUACUGCCCGGCCACAAGAUAUCGCUGCCACCCCAGCACACCUCCAGCAAAUUUGGUUCAGGGCAGUUAUUGGUCAGAUGUAUUAAAUCGCCUGGCUUCUUGUAAACUAACAGGUUGUACAAUUAUUUUCCUAUUUCAAAUAAUAUUGACCUAAAAUAAACACCAGA
Messenger RNA from Menidia menidia (Atlantic silverside), 1977 nucleotides. Lineage: Eukaryota; Metazoa; Chordata; Actinopteri; Atheriniformes; Atherinopsidae. The record is from the annotation of a GenBank genome assembly.